AUGCAACGUGCAACACAUUCUUUAAAGCUUUUUUCACGAGUUACAACAACUUCAGCAAGGCAAUGGCGUUGCCAUUUGCAUACGGUAGCUGCAUCACAACGGGCGACGACCACUUCUCCUAGUAUGGCAGUAUGGGCAGUAGCAGCCGGUUUUGUGGCUACCACAGGUGGCUAUCUUACUUGGAAAAACACCAUGCACAACCCUGUGCUAGCAGAAGCCAAGUAUGCUGGAACCGUUGAAGAGCCAAGUACCAAGUUGUCCUUCCCUAUCAAUUUGCAAACGGACUCGGAUUGGAAACGCUUGGUGGGUCUCGGCCCUCGCACUGUCAGCUUUCUUGGAAUCAAUGUUUAUGUGCUCGGCUUAUAUAUGCGUAGUCAAGAUAUUGGUAUGCUCAAGACGCUAAAAGGUUGGGAGCAAUUUGAUAAGGAGGAAUUUCUAUCAAAAGAAACCAUGGCCAUGACCCUUUUGGAACAGCCCAUGGAUGUCACGAUUCGUAUUGUGCCUGCUCGAGGAACCAACAUGCAGCAUUUAAGGGAUGGAUUUACAAGAUCUUUGCUUCAGCGUAUGCGUGACCAAUCUCAUGACAUGUCAGAAGAAAAGGAACGUGAAGUGAUGAAGGCUAUUCAAGAGUUCAAGAGCCAAUUCCCACUCUCCAAUGUUAAAAAGGGCACUGAAUUCGUAUUUACCAAGACGCGUGAUGGUGGUUUGAAGAUGGAAUACGAGGGCAAGGAUUUGGGUACAGUGAACAAUGCAUGGUUAGCCAAGAACUUUGUCAUGGGAUACCUGAAUCCUACGACACCUGCUAGUGAAGUUGCGAGACAAGACAUUGCCAAAGGAUUCGAUACACUUUUAAACAACAAAGAUCAAUAG
Messenger RNA from Lichtheimia ornata, 870 nucleotides. RefSeq lists its product as uncharacterized. Gene Ontology annotation, molecular function: intramolecular lyase activity. Bases 1 to 870 code for a protein of 289 amino acids. The record is from RefSeq and is a predicted model, not a curated record. NCBI's taxonomy places the organism in Eukaryota, Fungi, Mucoromycota, Mucoromycetes, Mucorales, Lichtheimiaceae. The transcript is spliced from 7 exons.